Molecule: messenger RNA, 3676 nt
Organism: Brassica rapa (field mustard)
Lineage: Eukaryota; Viridiplantae; Streptophyta; Magnoliopsida; Brassicales; Brassicaceae
Product: probable WRKY transcription factor 48
Biological process (GO): regulation of DNA-templated transcription
Molecular function (GO): DNA-binding transcription factor activity; sequence-specific DNA binding
Source: RefSeq, a predicted model, not a curated record
AUAAAAAUAUACAUAUCCAAACUAUUUUUUUAUGUUUAUAAAAACGUUAGAAAAUAUGAAAUUUUAGUUUCUAUAUUUUUAUUUACAUAGCUGAUAUAUUAUUAUAUAAUAAAAUUAAUUCAUUUAUUAACCCGCGGUUCGUCCGCGGUCGAUCCAGUGACCCAGCGAUCCGGUAAGUCGUCCGGUUCAGUGUCCGGGUCGGGUUUAAAAACAUUGAUCCAAACUAUUAUUUUAUGUUUUAAAAAAUAUUUAGAAAAUAUUAAAUAAAAUUAAGUUUUCUAAAUGUUUUCUAAAACUUUAGUUUCUAUAUUUUUAUUUACAUGCUGAUAUAUUGUUAUAUAAUAAAAUUAAUUCAUUUAUUAAUCAGUGGUUCAUGCGCGGUCGAUCCAGUGAUCCAAUAACCCGGUAAAUCGUCCGGCUCAGUGUUUGGGUCGGGUUUAAAAACAUUGUCCACAUCUUUUCAUUUCCUGCGUCUACGUAUUUUAUUCCACGCGCCACUCCUUGUAUCUCUUUGUUUACGUUUGAAUACACAUUAGUGUAUGAGUCUUGCCGCGAGGAAUUCGGAGGAAAGCAUGUCCGGCAUAGCCAAGACAUACGUCUUUUCAUGUACGAAUGUAAUAGACGUCUACUCAGAUUCACAUAAAAAUGAAUGUAAGUUUUUCUUUUGGUAAAUAAGAUAGAUGACUGUAAAUUAAUUAAAAGUUUAGGUUUUAGAGUUUCUACAAUCCAAAAAACAUAUGCUUUAUCUGAAAAAGUAAGUUAGUACUCUGAUUUUUUUUUUUUUGGGUCAAAAGUUAGUGCUCUGAUCUGAGUUAGAUUUUAGUGAAUAUUCAUAUUUCAUAGUAGUUAUCUAGGAAGUGAAAUAAUUGGUCAAAGUUUUUAUGAAAGAUUUCCAUUAAUAUUAUUCAUGUAUUAUAUUCCUUCCGUUUCAAAAUGAUACAUGUUUUAGUUUUUCACACAGAUUAAUAAAACAUAUUAAUUUCAAUAUUAAAUGCAUAAUUUUCUGUGAUUAUCUAUUUCUUAUAAUUUUAAACAAAUAAAAUUCAAAAAAUACAAUUAAUUUUUUAGAAGUUUAAAAUUAGUCAUUAUUAAUUGAUAAAAAGUGCACUGGAAAUACAAAAAAAAAUUUCAUUUGAAACAAUUUUUUUUCUAGAAUAUGUAUCUUUUUGAAACAGAGAGAAUAUACAACACUGAGAGCUACACAAAUUUCAUGUAACGUUUAUCUAAUUUUUACUGCAUUUUAGAAUUAUGUCACAAAUCUUUGAUCAGAACCGGUCUUGGGUAAAGUUAGAUGAAACAUUUGCUUAGGGUCUCCAAUUUUUUUUGAAAAAAAUUAAAUAAACAUAAGCCUCCAAAUUUUUUUUAAAGGCCCAAAAAAAUUUUUAAAUUUUUUUUCAGUGAAAUUUUUACAAAAAUUGCCUAAAUCCCCCAAAAUCUCAGGAUCGACCCUGUUUUUAACAACUAAUCAAACGAUAGCUUAUUCAGCUUAUGACACACCAAUUAUUUGCAAAGUGUUAACUUUUUCACACUUGUAGUAAAAAAAGUGAAAUGUAAUAUCUGAAUAGAGUUUGGACAACUAAUCAAACGAUAGCUUAUUCAGCUUAUGACACACCAAUUAUUUGCAAAGUGUUAACUUUUUCACACUUAUAGUAAAAAAGUGAAAUGAAUAUCUGAAUAGAGUUUGGACAAGAAAAAGUCUAGUUAGUAAAAUUAGAGACCAGAUCGUGUAACCAUGCCGUUAGGAGACACGACACGACACAACGUGGGAAUAAAGCAUAAAAAAACAACAGAAUGAAGUUACGAAAAUUAAAUGCUCGGCAGAGGACGGCACCGUCCCGAUAACAUUCACAACCGUAAGCCUCCCAUGACCGGCGUUUACCGGUGACCAGUGCUUUUCUCCUUUUUAUUAAAAUUGCCUUUAUUUAAUAUUCUUGCCCGCGUAAAUGAAAAGGACAUUUAUAAUAAUUAAAAAAAAAAUGGAAAACCUCCUAAAUCCAAGCUGUUUUCCAGAUAAACCCAAACUCCACAAAAGUUAUAUUCACACCUCUCUUUUCUCUUCUCAUCUCAAAUCACAACAAACUAUUACAAAAUACAAAAACAUUUCAUCAAAUCAACCAAGAAAGCUAAAGAAAAGUUCUCCUCUCUCUUCCUCAUAAAGUCUCAGAAGAUUGACAAAGAUGAUGAUAUUUCUAUAAAGUAUAUCUCUUAUAUAUUCUAUCUUUUCUAUUACAUGGAGAAGAAGAUUAAAGAGGAUCAUCAUCAAGAACUACAAAAAGAGGAGCCCAACAGCACCAAGAACACAGAGACAACAACAUCAUCAUCAACACACAUGAUGAAUCUUAUUACAACAUCAGAUCAUCAUCAGAUGGAGCUAGCUGGGAACAACAUGAAUCUCUCUAGCAGCUUCGAUAUUCCAAUAUCUUCACCUUUUGCUUAUUCUUAUUUCGAAGAUCACUCCUCUAAUAACCCCAACUCUUUCCUUGACUUGCUCCGACAAGACCAACAUCAGUUUGCUUCCUCCUCUAACUCAUCUUCUUUUUCAUUCAAUGCCUUUCCUCUCCAAAACAACACCAACCACAUUUUUACGGAUUUACCCUUGUCUCAACCUGUAACAACAAAGGAUGAGUCCUCAGAAGUUGUGAGCACAACACCGACAUCUCCAAACGCAACCUCAUUCUCCUCUUCAUCUAACGAAGCUGCUAAUGAUAAUAUAAAUAAAGAGGUUACUGUUAAAGACCAAGAAGAUGGAGAUCAACAUGGGCCAAAGGGUACUAAGCCACAGUUGAAGGCGAAGAAGAAGCAACAAAAGAAGGCAAGAGAGGCUAGGUUUGCGUUUCUGACGAAGAGUGAUAUUGAUAAUCUUGACGAUGGUUAUAGGUGGAGAAAGUACGGCCAGAAAGCUGUCAAAAACAGUCCUUAUCCCAGAAGCUAUUACCGCUGCACCACAGUGGGUUGUGGAGUGAAGAAGAGAGUGGAGAGAUCCUCCGAUGAUCCUUCUAUCGUCAUGACAACUUACGAAGGUCAACAUACUCAUGCUUUCCCCAUGACGCCACGUGGACACAUCGGAAUGCUUACGUCACCAAUCCUCGACCACGGUGCAACCACCGCGUCAUCAUCAUCGUCAUUCUCUAUCCCUCAGCCACGCUACUUGCUAUCUCAGCAUCAUCAACCUUACAACAUCAUGUACAACAACAACUCUCUAAGCAUGAUCAAUAGAAGCUCCUCCUCUGAUGGCAGUUUCGUAAAUCCAGGGUCAUCAUCAUUCCAUGGAUUUGGUUGUGAUAUGUCACAAGCUUCGACGUCAACUACUGCUGCCAUUAGAGAUCAUGGAUUACUUCAAGAUAUUCUUACUUCGAAGAUCAGAUCGGAUACUAUUAACACUCGAACCAAUGAAGAGGACAAUAAAUGAACAACUAUUUUCCCCGGGGUACUUUUUUUUUCUGGCCGGGACCGGUUGAUUUAUGAGGAGUUUUUGACCGGUUUAGAUAAUUAAGCCGAUAUUGCUAGCUGGUUUUUUAAUGUGUUUUUUCAUCAAUAUUUAGCAUCGUUUUCUUUUUCGGAAUCACUAUUAACAAAUAAACGAUGCUAACUAGGAAGUAGGAACAGAGGUUUGUAGCAUAUGUGAUAUAGAUGUAACUUCAUUUUUGUUUGAGCAUUAAUAAAGUGUUUUCUCCCA